This is a messenger RNA of Mus caroli (Ryukyu mouse), 519 nucleotides long. Lineage: Eukaryota; Metazoa; Chordata; Mammalia; Rodentia; Muridae. The record is from RefSeq and is a predicted model, not a curated record.
AUGGCCACUCAGAAGACAUUGUUAAUUUCAAGAACACCUAGACCAGUGAUUGUUAACCUGUGGAGUUCUCAGGUGUUCUGGGGUUACAGAAAGUUGAAGCCACUGCAUUUGGUCUUCAGCCUCUGGGUUUUUAUAGGAUGCUUCUUGUCUGGUGAGUGUUACAGAGGCCACAGAGGGCAACAUUAUCCUACAAGACCAGUAGCUCCUUCAACUCCUCCUUUUCAUCUUUAUCUUCAGCCUGAUCGCAAUCCUGUACAGAUUGUUCAACCAGGCAAUAUCCCCAUUUUCAUGUUUGAACAACCAUAUUCUGUUCCUCUUCCUUCUUUAUACCUUGGAAUAGAAUUUGAAAAACUAAUUUCCACUAUUGAAUUUGAUUAUCCUUAUAAAACAAUUCCUCCAUUAUCCUAUACCUCCAAGCAAUCCUAUUUUAAUUGUUCUCAGAAAAAAUCAAAUGCAAAGCCAGCUGCCAAUAUCUCCAUAACACCUGCUAUUGCCCCAAAAUUUACUGAAAGCUUUUGA